CUGGAAACUGAAGAUAGACACUGCUGCUAUUCUUCCCAGUCCAGAUAGACUGCGCCUACUCAGGAAGGUCCUGCGAUGCGGCUGAAGCUCUCCGGCCACUGACCGCCGUGAGCCCCUCCGGGCCCCACUUCCCGAGCCGGCCAUGUCGAUCAUGGACCACAGCCCCACCACCGGGGUGGUGACGGUCAUCGUCAUCCUGAUCGCCAUUGCGGCGCUGGGUGCCCUGAUCCUCGGCUGCUGGUGCUACCUGCGCCUCCAGCGCAUCAGCCAGUCGGAGGACGAGGAGAGCAUCGUGGGCGAGGGGGAGACCAAGGAGCCCUUCCUGCUGGUCCAGUACUCGGCCCGCGGGCCCUGCACGGAGAGGAAAGCCAAGCUCACGCCCAACGGCACCGAGGCCCACAGCUAACUGGCGGCGGGGGAGAGGAGCGUACCCGGAUGGCCGGGGCCGGAGAGGACCCAGGCGGGGGGCACCGCUCUGCCGAGGAGUCCGGGGUUUGAGGAGACAUUUUUUGGCUACCUGUGGAUCUGCAGUGCACUGAGGCGGCCGAGGUUCCCGGCGGCUGCUCCGGGACUGGCCGAGUCUGCUAUCGUUUCCCGGCAGGAGGUCCGUUGCCGGCAGUGGACAGAUGCCGGGGGGCGGCGGCGGCAGCGCAAACCGAGGCUGGCCCUGCCCGUUACUUGAAUCCUUCACUGAGCCUCUUCGGGACGGAACCAGCCCCUUGAAAUGUGAACUGAACACAACUGUGAACCUGUGUGCGCGCGCAUGUACAUAAAUGGGGGCGGGUGGGUUGUAUUUCGGGCCUGUUCCGCAGCAUAUGGGAGCGGCACGAAUACCCUUCGCGUGAGCAGUGGUCUUGGGGUAAGGAGACGCAUGACCGCCGAUGGGAUUUCUCCGAAACCA
Messenger RNA from Gekko japonicus, 901 nucleotides. It is a transcript of the gene SNN, whose product is annotated as stannin. The record is from RefSeq and is a predicted model, not a curated record. Bases 143 to 406 code for a protein of 87 amino acids. NCBI's taxonomy places the organism in Eukaryota, Metazoa, Chordata, Lepidosauria, Squamata, Gekkonidae. Gene Ontology annotation, cellular component: mitochondrial outer membrane. The transcript has 2 exons.